Molecule: messenger RNA, 1779 nt
Organism: Amborella trichopoda
Lineage: Eukaryota; Viridiplantae; Streptophyta; Magnoliopsida; Amborellales; Amborellaceae
Product: nuclear transcription factor Y subunit A-3
Biological process (GO): regulation of DNA-templated transcription
Cellular component (GO): CCAAT-binding factor complex
Molecular function (GO): DNA binding; DNA-binding transcription factor activity
Source: RefSeq, a predicted model, not a curated record
UCUUUGUUUAUUGCUUUCUCUCUCUACACUUCUGUGCUUAUUGGCUUUUCUAUUUCCCUGUCUCUCACUGUCUCUCGCUCCAUUUUCCGUUUCUUUUUAUCUGUUAUUUUUCGGGGUUUGACUUUGGAGAGAGAAAGUGCAUCGCUUUCUCUCUUCUGAGUUUUAUCGGAGUUGUCGCAGAAGGGUUCUUGGUAGUAGUUUCAGUGUGGUUUUUUAUGUGAUGGAGUUGGUGUCAGUGCUGGAGAUGUGGUUUUUUAUGUGAUGGAGUUGGUGUCAGUGCUGGAGAUGGGUUUUAUUUUCGGUUUUUGGGUCGAUUAUUGAUGGGAAGACAAGGGUUAGUUUGAUCAUUUAAGUGGCGGUCACGUCCAAUCCAUGCAUGGGUUUGCCAUUUCUUGAUGAGCGAACACUAUUAAAGUAGGUGGCAAAGGGUCAUCGUCUAACUUCGGAGCAUACUCGGAACUGAUCCUAUUCAGGCUGCACUGCUUUCCAAGAAUCGGUAAUGAUGCAGACUUUAUGCAACAAAGAAUCAGAUCAAAGUUCUGGGCAGUCAACAUCUCCCUGUGUUGUUAACUGCCCAUCAUGGUGGAACUCAAGUGGGACCCAAGUUCGACAGCCUGCGAUAUGUAGGACUUUGAAUUUGAACAUGGACUCUUCUACUCAACAUCACAGCCAUGUGCAACAGUUGGGUGGUCAGUUACCUGACCAAGACUCAUCCUCGACUCAGUCAACAGGUCAAUCCCACCAUGAAGUGGCUGCAGUGAUGGGAGGGGAUGCUAGGUUACAAGGUGUUCGUGCACCCUCUGCAUACGAUGAGAAUGAUGGGAAGGGUGUUGAAAGUCAUGUUAAAUCACUGUUAUCUUUAGGGACUUCUGAGGGUGUUUUUCCACAUGCACAGAUUGAAUACGGCCAUCCAAUUACGCGUAUGUCAUACCCCUAUGCUGAUCCAUACUUCAGUGGUGUGGUAGCUGCUUAUGGAACUCAGGCUGUGAUCCAUCCUCAAAUGUUUGGGUUGCAACAUACUCGAAUGCCCCUUCCCAUUGAGUUCAUGGAAGAUGAACCAGUUUAUGUUAAUGCAAAGCAAUACCGUCGGAUCCUUCGGCGGAGACAAUUGCGGGCGAAGUUGGAGUCGCAGGAUAAAUUGGUCAAAACCAGAAAGCCUUACCUCCACGAGUCCCGACACCUUCAUGCCAUGAAAAGGGCAAGGGGAACAGGGGGUCGCUUCCUCAACACAAAGAAUCUUGAGGAAUCAAAGGCCACGGUUGAUGGUCAAAAGGGUUCGGAAGGUGGAGCCCUCCUCCAGCUUGGUAGUCUCUCAGAAUCCGAGGUCCUUCAGUCCGAGAACAACAAUCCUAGCUCUGGUGGUCCCACCACCUCGGGGUCUGAGGCCACAAGCUUCUCUCACCCCGAAGGCUUCUAUGACCCACAAGAGUUUCGAUUGAAUGGGUUUCACCUGCAUAACGCAAGCUAUGGUGGGCCCCACCACAUGUUUUCGGUGAUCCGAUGAGGCGAGUGGGCCCCAUUGCUCUGGUCUGUGGCCUGUCGGUACGAGACAUGUGACAGUUUCUGUGGGGCUUAUGCUUGCGUAUGGGCAAUUCAUCCUUGGCUUGGUUUAUGUCACUUUUCCUCCGUUUUCAAUGUGGCAGGGGAGAAGGGGAAGAACUACAGACUUUGUGUAAUUUGUUAUGGUGAGUUCUGGAACUGGUUGUAAUAGUGAAGGGUGCAAGGAGUUUAUUUGUGUAAAAGCAGGAUCGGUCCUUCCUUUUUGGGUUUGUUGGAGUU